Messenger RNA from Struthio camelus australis, 4113 nucleotides. The record is from RefSeq and is a predicted model, not a curated record. NCBI's taxonomy places the organism in Eukaryota, Metazoa, Chordata, Aves, Struthioniformes, Struthionidae.
UAACAAGGUCUGGCUCAUAGUAAAGCUGAAGCCUGGCGGAGGCUUUCAUCUUGUAAUGACAUAAUAACUUAUUCGGAUCUUUCCCUCUGCCUGUUACUUUGCAGAAGCUGCGGUGAGCUGGACAUACACAAAUCUAGCAUUAUCAAAAUAUAUGGAUAAGAAUGUUCAAGAAGAACGGUUUAUGGGAAUGAUUAAAUUCACACCUCCGUUGUACAAACAACGUUACCAGUUCAUCAAAGAUUUAGUGGGGAAAUACAAACCUAAGAAGGUGGCAGAUUUGGGAUGUGCUGACUGUACUCUUCUCUGGAUGCUAAAAUUCUGCAGUUGCAUUGAAGUGUUAGCUGGGCUAGAUAUCUGUGAGAACGUGAUGAAGGAGAAAAUGCAUAGGUUGUCUCCUCUUCCUGGUGAUUAUUUGCAACCAGCUGAAAGAUCUCUAACUGUUACCUUGCAUCAUGGCUCAGUUGCUCAUAAAGAUCCCUGCAUGCUUGGUUUUGACUUGGUAACAUGCAUUGAAUUAAUAGAGCAUCUGGAAGAAUCAGAACUGGAAAAGUUUCCUGAAGUGGUGUUUGGUUUCAUGGCUCCAACCAUGGUUGUGAUAAGUACUCCAAAUUCAGAAUUUAACCCAUUGCUUCCAGGAGUAACAUUAUUCCGGCAUCCAGACCACAAAUUUGAAUGGAACCAAGCAGAAUUUCAAAGCUGGGCACUAAAUAUUGCUAGAUGCUACGAUUACUCAGUGGAAUUUACUGGCGUAGGGCCCCCACCAACAGGAAUGGAGGAUGUUGGGUUUUGUACCCAAAUAGGUGUGUUUGUAAGAAAAUAUUCCCAAACCAGUGAAACUGCUCAUUUUGAGAAACCCACCAAAGCAGCUUACAAAACUGUCUUCAAAGCAGUGUAUCCAAGUCUUAAAGAUGAGAAGUACCUGCAGAAUGCAGUGGUCAGUGAAGUUAUUUUCACAGCACAGGUCAUUAAGCGAAGUCUGCUGGACCAUUUAAAAUCAGAGCAUGAGGAGUAUAAUGAUGGUCCUGUUGAGAUAAAAUCUAAAUUCCAACAUUCAAAGAACUGUGUUUCAGAAGAUCUUGAAAAAUUGGCUGUUGGAAAAAGCCUGGAGCCAUUUGUCAAUGGAAAUGCGGUUUAUGUACCUCUUACAAAAAUCUUCUCUUUUCCCAAAGUGAAUCAACUUUGUGGCACGUUUGAGAAGUUAUGCAAGCUUAUUACUGGCAAGGUCACACUGAGCAGUGAUGGUUCUGGUGUUAUGGUGAACACUGAACAUGAAAAUGAAGAGGAGGAGAAUUAGAUUGCAGAUUUCUCGCACAAAGUUUAGUUAAAGUAAUGAAGGUAUUGUUUUUUGUAGUUUUAGUCUGGUGUGUUCUGCAUGCGAACUAGAACUGCAAAAGGCAAUUACAUUCAUAUUUAAUCCUUCCAGUAUUUACCCAUUAGCACCUCUCUCAUUUAGUGGUAAAUUAAUGGUUCUGGCAAAGAUCACUAAAACCCAUAGGAUUUUUAGAAAAAGAGUGUCAGGGGAUACAAAUGAAGGAGUUAAUCCCUAUCAAGAAGCAAAAUGUAGUAGUUAUUCUGACUGGACUCUUGGUAAUCUUUUGUUAGCUCCAAGGAUGGUGGAUGGGAACACAGAACUACAUUGUUACGCUGAAUAAUAUGAUGAGUCAGGCGUAGGUUUAAGGCAGAUUUUUUUUCUUAAUGGAAUAAAAUUUGUGGAUGCUGUUUCCAGGAUGUCAGCCUUGGAGAAAACUAAAUAGUAUUCCAGAUGCACUGAAAUAUGUUGCAGAUGGUUAAAGGUCAGUAAAUUCAAUAACUGGGAAAAAGCACCAUGACCUCGAAUGUAAGGUAGCAAAAACAGGUAGAUUUUCUCCAGUUUCUUCUUAACUACUGCUUGAGAAAUAAUUUUCAUGCCGUAACUCUCCAGAAGCUGAACUUACUCCAUUUGAAAUUGAUAUCUCUGACUAUUCUGUUUUUGAAAAAAAUCUGUCAUUACGAAUGAUAAUCUGGCCCCCACGUGCCUGGAAAAAAAUUAUCCCUUUUCAUGUGUAGUUAUCGUCCAAAAAUUCUUGCGGACACAUUCAGUCGAAAUAAAACGUAUAGGUGUUAUUGACAGUGGCUUGGCCAAGAUAGCUGCUUUUCUAAGUAGACUUGAAUUGUAUGUGUAAAUGCAUAGUAAGCAAAUGUUAGACUAUUGAAUUCGGAAGACCGAAAUGUUGAAGGAUGCACAGGAUUGGCAUAUUCUUACAGGGGUACUACAGUUAAUCACUGCAACUUUUUGAGUUUCUUCUUAUACCCCAUUUACAUAAUAUCUUACCUGAAGUAUUUGUUAAGAGUAAAGAGAUGGUUAAUUAAAAGGCCUCACUCAGUAUAUAUUUCACAGUUUCUUUGGCAGCUUUGAAUGAGCAAUUCUUAUAGAAGCUGACUUCCUGUUUCUGAAAUAUGAAAGUUUCACAACUUUCCGAAAAUAAAAAGUCUGUUCUAAAUAUCUGGAAAUUUGCUUGAAUUCGUUAAGGUUAAAGACCAGACAUAAAGGGAAAUUUCUCUGAAUUGAGGAAAGGUUAAUCUUUAACAGGCUGAGUUUCUGAGCUUCAGAAAGAGAAGACUGAUCUGCACUGCUCUAUCAUAUGGAAUGAUUAAAAAAUGCUCACUUAAUAAUCUCUCUUUUGUGGGGGAAUUUUCUCCCUCGAUAAAUAGAAAUGGCUUAUUAGAAAUUAAUUUUUAACACAAUGUAUGUAUAUAUUUAUUUACAUUGUGAUACCAGCCUGCCACACCUUGUAUGUUAAAGUAUUUGUAAAAUUCAAAAUUGGUAAAUAUUCUUUGGAUACUAAUAAGCAUAGCUGUUUGAGAGUGGGUCCAGUUGCAUUAGUUUCUUCUUAGGAAAUAUCUCAGCUGUUCACUGUGUAGUUUCUUUAAUUAGAAGAUUUUUGGACCGUGGUACUUCUUACUACCCAUGUAAUUUUCUCUUGUUUAUAUUUAUUUAUUUAGUAUACUUUGUAGCUUGGUCAUUUUAAAGUGAGGAAAAGGAACAUGGAGGAUUCCAGACCUGGAAUAUUUGCCUUCAAUUCUGUGUUCAGCUAACAUUUGAUUAAAAUUUUACGCAUAUUUGCGAAUAAAGGCAGUAUUUAUUGUGUCACAUUUAAACUUUCAGUUUCAGACAGACCAAGAUCAAUCCCAUAUUUCAAAUCGGGAUGCUGAAAGGAAGUAUAUGCAGACUAAAUGUUUUAGCUUGCAUGUGACAAUAUUACUGACCAGGAGAUGGCAUACGUAUCUCAAAACAGAUUGACCUUAGGUUGUUCUAAAUUUUAAAAUCUAAACAAAGUGGAUCUGUCAUUGACUUCCUUUGAUAAACAUUCUGAAAUAAGAAAUAUUACCCAUUUAUGACUGUCACAGGGAUUUUUCAGAAAAAAUUAAGAGACUUAUUAACUGCUUGCUCAGUUUAUGCUUGCUUUGAACUGGAUAAUUGUAAAAUUACUCUUAAGAUUUUGAGUUCUGUGUUCUUAAAGAAGUAAAACUGUUUUGGGAACUGCCUUUAAUUCCAUAGAAAGCCCAGUUGCUUUACUGUUUGAACUUGUGGCUGGAAAGGAUUUUGUUUGCUUUGACUUUCUUGCAUUCAUUCCUUGGGGAAAUCUUCUUAAUGAGGCUGUAUUAAAGUAUGCAAAUUUCUAUAAAUAUUGCACUGUCAGGGGAUGUAGGAAGGUGGGAGGGAGGGGGAAAGGUUAUUGAUUUGUCAGAAAAAUUUUAUCAGUACAAGCAAUUUGAAUUACUUUUGCAAUUGUUUGGGUUUAACCAGGUGCAGAAGUGAAUAAAGAGCAUCAGAAGAAAGAUAAGUAGUGGGAAAUAGCCAAAUAAUAGUUUUGAAGAGUUUAAAAGUAGGAUCAUAACAGGCCCAGGAGAAGAAAAUAGUUCCAUAUACUGUUUGUGGCAUCAGAACUGAAGCAGAGGAUUGGAGAAAGCAUGUGGAAUAAAGGUGGACAAGAAAGCCAGUGUGGUAAAAAUACAGUGUAGUAUCUUAAAUAUAAAGGAGGUAACUUGAUAGUUACUGAGCAAGCUAGCAAAGAAUGGAAUAUGGUCAGAAUGGCUGAACAGAAUGAUUUUGGUGAUGGUGUUUUAGGAGAA